Messenger RNA from Chironomus riparius, 1367 nucleotides. Lineage: Eukaryota; Metazoa; Arthropoda; Insecta; Diptera; Chironomidae. The record is from the annotation of a GenBank genome assembly.
AAAGAUUUUUGUUCGAUUCCUUAUUUUUUGAUUUCUUUAAUUUCUGUCGUAUUUCUUAGUUCAAUUUAAAUUAUUUUGGUGCUAGAUUAUUCAGUUUUUGCUAUCAUUUAAUUAUUUAGUGAAAUAAAUCCGUAGAAUAAGAUGAAAUAGGUGCAAAAUAAUAUAUUAAAUUAUGACUUCGUCACUUAAAGAAAUUUUGUUGGAAACAACAAGUGAAGGAAUUAGUGAACAGCCACUGAUUGAGUGGUCACAGGACUUGCAGCCACUCCAUUGUCAAAAGGAUGCCUUAACAGACUUCUUUGGAUGGAUAUUACAAAUAAUAUUGGCUGGAAUUGCAUUCAGCUGUCUUAUUGCCAAAAGAUAUUGUGAACCAAAAUACAGACGAAGACCUUGGAAUAUUUGGUGGUAUGACACGAGUAAGCAAGGAAUAGGAGCACUUGUAAUUCAUAUGACUAAUGUCUAUCUUUCGCCAUUGUAUCAUGGCGAUCCAUGCACUUGGUACAUAAUCAAUUUUCUGUUAGAUUCAACCAUAGGUUUAUUCAUAAUUUAUGUAGGAAUAAGAGUUUCAAUUUACUUAGCAAAAGUAAAGCAUUGGCCAGCAAUUGAAUUUGGAGAGUAUAACGUACCAAAGAGUUGGAUAUAUCAGACAUGGAUUUAUGUCCUUUUAAUGAUGAUAGUAAAGUUACUAACAACGUUAAUCAUUCAAAUGGACAUGUGGAAUUCCGUUAAGAAAGCUAUACUAUCUCCAUUUAAGAAUCCCAAAGUGGAAGUUAUCAUAGUUAUGCUUAUCAUUCCAUUUUUCGUUAACGUUCUUAUAUUUUGGAUAACUGACAAUUUCUUGAUGAGAAAUAAAAAGCAUUUCCUCGGGCAUCAUCAAUUGCGAUCAUCAAAUGUGUCUGGAAAGAAAAGACGUGGAAAAAGUAUUUUAGAGAAAGUCAGAAUCAGGUAUAGAAACGAUGAGAUGCAUUCAGAUUUUUCUGAUUUAAUUUCGUCUGAAGACGAACCAAUCAUUCAGAUACAUGAUAAACUACAAAGUGCCAACAAUACAACUAAAAUUCAGCAGAGGUCGAGCAGCAUACUAGGAUGAUAUUAUAUAGUUUCGUAUAGUUUAAAUCGUUUGUGAUAUUAUGAGGCCUUCUGCAUCGACAAGAUUAAAAGAAAGAGAGCUUACCAUGAAUUAUUCUCUACAAUCAAUUGAUUAUAGAAUCAAUAAUCGUCAUUAUUUCACCUGAUAAAGUCAAUAUUUUGGAACUGAUACAUAAAGUUUUUAAUUAUAUCGGAUAUUAAUCAUGUAUAUAAACAUCUGUAUGCAGCAUACAGCUAUUAUUUUUUUGUUAUAUGUUAAUAAAACUGAGAAAUGCAAUCUG